Messenger RNA from Eufriesea mexicana, 2258 nucleotides. RefSeq names its product UTP4 small subunit processome component l(3)72Dn (gene l(3)72Dn). The transcript is spliced from 4 exons. Gene Ontology annotation, cellular component: t-UTP complex; small-subunit processome; 90S preribosome. The record is from RefSeq and is a predicted model, not a curated record. Gene Ontology annotation, biological process: maturation of SSU-rRNA from tricistronic rRNA transcript (SSU-rRNA, 5.8S rRNA, LSU-rRNA). NCBI's taxonomy places the organism in Eukaryota, Metazoa, Arthropoda, Insecta, Hymenoptera, Apidae. Gene Ontology annotation, molecular function: protein binding; RNA binding. The coding region runs from base 40 to 2100 and encodes 686 amino acids.
UAACAUUAUUAUAAAUGAUUCUAGAAAAUCAAAUAAAUCAUGUCAACUUGUAAAAUACACAAUAUUAGGUUUUAUAAUCUUGAACCUCGAUCUGUUACUUGUUUAUCUUAUGAAUCUAAGACAAAAAAGUUAACACUUGCAAGAAAUGACAAUUCCAUUGAAGUUUGGAAUAUUGGGAAUGCACCUUUUGUAGAAUGUACAAUACCAGCACUUGCAGAAAACUCGAUAGAAAGCAUUCUCUGGAUAGGAUCAAGGUUGUUUUCGACUGGUCUUCAUGGCAUGAUAGCAGAAUACGAUUUAACAACAUUAUCUAUUAAAAAUGAAGUUGCAGUAACUGGGGGUGCAGCUUGGUGUAUGGAUGUAAAUCAUAAGAAAACAUGUUUAGCUGUUGGUACAGAAGAUGGAUACAUCAAUACAUUUACUGUUACUAGCGAUACAUUGAUAUAUGAAAGGAUAUUUGAUAAACAGAAAGGAAGAAUUCUUUGUAUUAAAUGGGACAACACUGGAGAAAUGAUUUAUACAGGAUCGGCUGACACAAUUAGAGUUUGGAAUGCCAUAUCUGGUCAUGCAAUUCACAAGAUGACAACUUCUAGAAAAGAAGCAAAGAAAGAAACUAUUAUCUGGUGUUUAGAAGUUACAGAUGACAAUGUUAUAAUUUCUGGAGAUUCACGGGGCUGUCUAUCAUUCUGGGAUCCUCAUAUGGGUACUUUAAUCGAAUCCCACGAAAGUCAUACAGCUGAUAUAUUAGCUGUCACUUUAUCUCAUGACAUGAAUACUGUAUAUUGUGCUGGGGUUGAUCCCGUAGUACGAAGCUUUUGUAAAAUAACCAUGAAAUCCAGUGGUAGACCACAAUGGGUAAAAGGUAUCGAAAGAAGGUUACAUGCUCACGAUGUAAGAGCUUUAGUAGAAGCAAACGGAAAAUUAUAUUCAGCUGGUGUAGAUGGAUAUCUAGCACAGUCUAGUUAUCCACCAAAAGUUUUAGUUAAAUAUCCACCAUUACUUCAACUUCCAUGUGCUACUGUUUGUAGAAAAUCUAGGUGCAUUUUGUUACGGUAUACAAACUUUCUCGAGUUGUGGAGGCUUGGAUCAUCUACUAAAGUUUCUCCAGAAUCAAUACGUCCCGGUAUGUUUCAUCAAUUAGAAGAGGAGCCUAUAAAAUUGUUACAAUUAAAAACAAAAAGAGACGAAAAUAUUAUUUCUUAUGCUAUCAAUAAGGACUCUAAAACAAUUGUUUAUUCAACCGACAGUCAUGCUAGAGUCUUCAAUUUUGACGUGGUCGAAGGGGAUGCACAAUUAUCAAGGAACGAUACUGACAUUUUUGCAAUCAAAAUACAGAAAAUGUUAUUUAGCCCAAAUGGAAGAUUAUUUGUAACGAUAAAUAACGAUGGAAAGAAAAACAUCGUAACAUUGUAUAAAGUGGAGAAGAAGCAUCUAAGGCAUCUCGAUUCUUUUCACACGGACAAGGAAUCCAUUGUAAAUCUUGGACUCGUGUGUUUUUCUCCUGACGAUAAAUAUUUUAUUUGUGCCGAUCGUUAUGGUAGAAUCGCUGUGUAUAAUAUUAGUAAUACUGCAAGUAACGACGCAUCUGCAGCAUGGUUAUUACCAAAGUACAGUUGUCCACCGACAGCUAUGGCUGUCCAGAAAAGUACUUUAAAUUUAGUUAUCGUGUAUUCCGAUCACAAGAUUGUCGAGUAUAAUAUUUUACAAAGGCAAUACACCAAGUUUUCGAAUAAUUUGCAAAGUCGACUUCCGAAACAAUGGUUGGCCCGGCCUUUUCCCAUAACGAAUAUAAUCUUUGAUUCUCGCAAUGAAAAUAUCAUAAUAAUGCACGAUGAUUCUACCGUUUACGUUAUCGAUAAAUUGAACGAAUUUCUGGAAAAAGAUGCGAAAAUUUCGAAACGCGAGAACGGUGACAUCACGGAAGAUAAUUUCUCCUUAAGUUCGCACUCUCAACCGAUUUUUCAAGUUCUUAAAAAAUACAAGCACCUGGUGUACUUGGAUUGGUUGAACGACGAAGAAUUAGUGGCAGUCGAAGUGAAUCCCAUAUCAUUAACGGAGAAGUUACCGCCGACUCUUAAACAGAAGUGGUUCGGAAUGUAAAUAAUUUCCAGAACGAAAUAAAUCAAAUCUCAUUUUCAUAAUGGGAUGAAACGUGUACAAAACUGUUAGCUUGUUUCUAGAAGAACACUCUGUCCUGGAAGCUAAGAAUGACGUAUUUCUACAUUAUACCAACUGCUAUUCCGCUAUUUAUACAAAAC